This is a messenger RNA of Cuscuta campestris, 1458 nucleotides long. The record is from the annotation of a GenBank genome assembly. NCBI's taxonomy places the organism in Eukaryota, Viridiplantae, Streptophyta, Magnoliopsida, Solanales, Convolvulaceae.
ACGGUCGAGGAGGAUAGUUCGGCGGUCGAUGUCGGUGAUCCGGCGGAAGACAGGCUUGAACCGGCGGAGGACGGUGAUGGACCGUCGUAUGUCUAGAUUAGGGUUUUUCCCUAGGAAUCUUGCUCUGAUACCAUGAAGAAAAUAAUAAGAGGGAAAAUAUUCUUAGAAGAUAAUAUACUCAGAGUAUAUAGAAAUGGUAAGAAAUUAUUCUAACAUAACUCUCUAUAUAUAUAUUCCACUCCCUCACUUCCCUUUUUUGUUAUCCCCUCCUCAAACAUCAAAUUCCCCUGCAUCAUUACAAUGGCGUCCAUUCCCGCCCUCAUUUUCCUCCUCGCGCUCCUAAUCGCCGGCGCCGAGUCGAGAAUCCCGGGGAGUUACUCCGGCGGCGCGUGGGAGACGGCGCACGCGACAUUCUACGGAGGGAGCGACGCGUCAGGGACGAUGGGCGGCGCGUGCGGGUACGGGAACCUGUACAGCCAAGGGUACGGCGUGAACACCGCCGCCCUCAGCACCGCCCUGUUCAACAACGGCCUCAGCUGCGGCGCGUGCUUCGAGAUCAAGUGCGCCGACCCCAAGUCCUGCGUCGCCGGGAACCCGUCGAUUCUGAUCACCGCCACCAACUUCUGCCCCCCGAACUUCGCCCUGCCCAACGACCACGGCGGGUGGUGCAACCCGCCCCGCUCCCAUUUCGACCUUUCCAUGCCUAUGUUCCUUAAGAUCGCCGAGUACCGCGCCGGCAUUGUUCCCGUCAGUUAUCGCCGGGUGGCAUGCCGUAGGCCAGGUGGCAUAAGAUUCAUGAUGAACGGGCACCAAUUCUUCAACCUGGUGCUGGUGACCAACGUGGCAGGGGCAGGUGACGUGGUCAAGGUGUGGGUAAAAUCGUCAAAGACCAGCUGGAUUGAGCUCACCCGCAACUGGGGGCAAAAUUGGCAAACCAGUGCAAAUUUAGUCGGUCAAACACUAUCCUUUAGAGUCAAAGCCAGCGACCAUCGCUCCUCCACGUCAUGGAAUGUGGUCCCCGCCAAUUGGCAGUUCGGUCAAACCUUCGUGGGAAGAAAUUUCAGGGUCUAAUAGUAAUUUCCUUUUCAAUGCAUAUUUAAUCCUUAGAUUAUUAUAUUACUUUUAUGGUAAGUCAAAAUUAGAAUGAAUAUAGACAUAUAUAUUAUGUCUAUUUUCAUUCAACUUUUGGUGUAUCAUAAAAGUUACGAUAGUCAAUUGAAUAUGGAGUUAAGCAGUAUAAUUAUACUUAACUCAAAAGUGUGACUAUGAAAAAGAGCUUCUUUUUUUAUCGUCUCUUUGCCAUAAUAGAUAUACUCCGUAUUUAAUAUGUUUUAUUUCUGUGUGAUCUUUUAUUGAUUUCUGGAAAAGUGUGAAGAAGACGAGAAAAGGAGAGUGAUUAUAGUAAAAAUUUUGAGAAAAUUGUGUGUUCUUGUGUGUCUUUGUUGGUUCUUGUGUUCU